Phragmites australis (common reed) is the source of this 662-nucleotide messenger RNA. RefSeq lists its product as uncharacterized. The record is from RefSeq and is a predicted model, not a curated record. The transcript is spliced from 3 exons. Bases 90 to 368 code for a protein of 92 amino acids. Lineage: Eukaryota; Viridiplantae; Streptophyta; Magnoliopsida; Poales; Poaceae.
GGGCCCCACGUGUCAUGGGCUCAUAGCCUCCCUCGCUCACCGAUCCCUUCCCCUCCCCGCAAGGCCGGCACCAAACCGCCGCCGGCGCAAUGGCGGGAGGCGGCCUGGCGGCGGCGUGGGAGCUAACCGUCGUCUUCCUCCUGCAGCCCCUCCUCGCCGUCGCCUUCGUCCUCACCCUCAUCCUCCUCAGCUGGUACGUGGCGUGGAGGACGGUGCUGGUGCACGUGCCGCUGGUGCAGGAAAUCGCCGGACUGCGACGGAAGAAGCCCGCCAAGCCCAAGCCGGCCAACUUCGGCCGCAUCGCCAGGUUCUACCAGUUCCAGGCUGAGGCCGCCCAAAGGAACAGCAAAUCAGAAAGGGCAUUGUAACCUAAAUCCUUUAGCGCAUUGCAAGCAGUGCCCGCAGGCUGCAUUAUUUGAAAUCUCUGAUUCUAAUAUUGAACACAAUACUGAAAAUGAAAUGGUGGGUCUUUUCUAAGGAGAGAACGGAUGUCAGCAUCCGACGGAAGCUUCCUGUGUGGCAAAUGUUUAUACAUCAAGUUUCCACAAUAAGAAUAACACUAGUGAGAACUGUAUAUUGCACCCUGUAAAUUUGGCGAUCUUGUAAUACUAGAUUGUACAUAUACCUGUACAAGAAUAAAGAGAACCGCUUGACCUUUGGAA